GUGGUUUCCCCACGCUGCAGCACAUCAAACAUAAGUUCCACAUGAAGAAGAGCGGGGUGGUGGUGUUCCAGCAGAGCAGCAGAGGUGAGAACAUGAUGUUGAGCAUCAUCACUCCUCCACAAGAAGACAUGCUGUGUGAGCAGGUGGCUGAAGGAGUGCUGGGCAGGUGUGUGUUUGUCAACUGGCCACACCUGGAGGAAGCUCGCAUCAUCGCUGUGUCCGAUGGAGAACGCAAGUUCUACCUGCAGGAAGCAGCAGGUGUGCAGAGGGUGUAUGACACACCUCCACCCACACAAGUCUCCUACCUGUCAGACAAGGAGCAGAGAGACUGGGAGAAAGACGUCCAAGGCAUCACUGAAGAUUUGGUGAAGAAGAAAGGCAUCCAGGUGAACGAGACCUCGGUGCUUCUGUACGGCCAGCUGCUGACAGGAAGGAAGUUUGUACCUAAAGGCGGUGGUGUGGUGGAGCUGGAGAAGCAAUGGGCCAAACAAGUCAUUCCCUUUGCCUACCAGACUGUGGUCAAGGACAUCAAGGCCUUUUAUUCCUCCUUGAGCACCUUCAGCAGCCUAGAAGAACUAUUCCCUCCUCACACAACCGUCUUCAUGGUGGCCAACCCCUACUACGCUGCCAUGGGAGAGGUGCAAGACUCCAGUGAUGUCAUCAAAGAAGGACGUAUACGUGUGGUCUUCAACGUGCCGCAUGAACCCCAACUGGAGGCUCUCAUCCACAACCAGCAUAAGUACUGUGUCAAGUACAAUCCCGGGUAUGUGGUGGCGUCCCGUCUGGGUAUGACCAGCUACCUGGUGUCCCGCUUCUCCGGCAGCAUCUUCAUCGGCAGAGGCAGCAAAAAGAAUCCCUGUGGCGAGCAGAAAGCCAACGUGGGCCUCAACCUGAAGUUCAACAAGAAGAACGAGGAGGUCCCUGGCUACACCAGGAGGACCGAGAAGGAGUGGCUCUACUCCGCCGCCGUGGAGGAGCUUUUGGCGGAAUACCUGGACAGGUUCUCCGAGGUGUUUGACGCCGUGUCCAGGAACUCUCAUGACGACGUGUUCUACGAAGACGACGUCUGGCCGGGGGAGGACCAGAACGGGGCAGAGAAGGUGUCAGAGAUCACCACAUGGCUGAAAGGUCACCCUGUCAGCUCCAUCAGCAGGGCGUCAUGUGACCUGCAGGUGCUGGACGCUGCCAUCGUGGAGAAAAUUGAGGAGGCGGUGGAGAAGUCCAAGGUGAAGAAGAGCACCAAGAAAGUCCGAGUCACUGUCAAGCCACACCUCCUCUUCAGGCCCCUGGAGCAGCAACAGGGGGUGGUCCCAGACCCCAAUGCCGAGUACCGCCUGUUUGACCGCGUCAUCAACACCCGAGAGAGCUUCACGGUGCCACUGGGUCUGAGAGGAACGGUCAUCGGCAUCAAAGGAGCUGAGCGUGAGGACGAGGUUCUCUACGAGGUUCUGUUCGACGAGGAGUUCUCUGGUGGCCUCAACAUCAGGUGCACGUCGCCUCGUUGUUACCGCCUGCCACCCAGCGCUCUGAUGAACGUGUCCCAUGGCGGCCGAACAGAUCCCAGCUCGCACAAACUCACCGCCAUCGUCAAACCUCAGCCUGCCGCCAACUUCUACUCUCAGCAGCAUGUGGGGAACCUCAACCACUCGCCACGCUCGCCCUUUGUCGCCACACAGCACAACAAGCACGCUGCUCCUCAAGGCAACUCCACUUCUAAGGUUCCGAUCCACAAACAACAAGCGAAGAGUAAAGAGGCGUACACUGAUGUGUGGCAAACUCUGCACAAGUCUGCUCCUCCUCAACACCCUCCUGCCCACUGGCAAAACCAUCCUUCAAUGGCUCCCAUCAGACUGUUGAAGAAAAAUGAAGAUCUAGAUUUGCACAACAGCGACUCUAAAGUCAACUCCUCUAAACCAUCGCUGGAGUUUGAGGAGCUUUUAGCCAGCCUGAAGAUCUCCAAGGAGUGCCAGGAGCCUGCAGACCUUCCUGCACCUGCACCUGUACCUGCUCCUGGUCCUGCACCUGCUCCUGGUCCUGCACCUGCACCCUGCAGCCAGUCAGACCAGCCCUUGUCCCCACAGUCCUUUGCCCUGAAGGGCACCAUGGUGCUGAAGGAGAUGUUGAAGAUAGACAACAGUCAGCAGAAGGAACCACAAGUGUGUGAGGCUCAGAAGAACAUGAGAAGAAGAUCUAAAAAACUAGCUGCCAUGAUGAACGUUCCUCAUGGAGAUGCCUCUCCUCACCUGCCUGUCACCUGUGUCAACAACACCCUGAUGGCCAGCAAGGUGUCAGAGCUGGGGUGUGUGUGUGGGGCGCUAGACAUGGCACCUCCAGACUACACCUUCAUGCACAACACACAGGGUGUGGUGUUGUGUCAAGUCAAGCUGUCCAACGGUCUGAUCGUUCACGGACCACAGUGCCAGUCAGAGAACGAGGCCAAAGAAAAAGCUGCUUUCUUCGCCUUACAAAGAUUGAGUUCACUGGGCCCAAGCUUCCCUCUCCAAGCUCCAGUUUACCGCGGUGGCGUUGAACACCUGCAGGCUCCGUCCAUCAGAGCCAUCUUCAACCAGCCAGGUGGCUUGAUGAUGCCGCCCCAGGCCUGUGGCCCCGCCCCUUUGUGGGCGGUACCUCUUCCUGCUCACCUGCACCACCAGAACCAAAACUUCUACAGAGCAGCGGGUGUGUUUCCUGUGCGGCCGCACCAUGUUGCACCUGUGGGCUCGCACCAUGUUACACCUGUGGGCUCGCACCAUGUUGCACCUGUGGGCUCGCACCAUGUUGCACCUGUGGGCUCGCACAAGCAGUUCAUCCCCUUGCAGUUUGUGGGCUCGCACCAUGUUACACCUGUGGGCUCGCACCAUGUUGCACCUGUGGGCUCGCACCAUGUUGCACCUGUGGGCUCGCACAAGCAGUUCAUCCCCUUGCAGGUGACCAAGAAGCGGGUGUUGGCCAAUAAGAAGAGUCAGGAGUUCUACAGCGCCGCCCAAUCAGCGGCCAGGAGAGGCCAGGACACGCCCCCUGGUCAAUCACACGCUCAGAAGCCCAGAGAAGACCAGUCGUCUCCUCGCGCAGAGGCUGUUGCCACGACAACGGCAGACCCGCACACUCCCCCCCGGCCAAAUAAACCCUCAACUGGCCACACCCCCGGCUCCGCCUCCAAAAGGAAACACAGGAAACUGGCUGUCAACUUUGAGUCGGGUAAAGUGUCGGAGCAGUGAUGUCAUAUCUUCAUGUAACAUGCUAACUCUAGCAACAUGCUAACUUGAAAAAUAUACACAUUUUAGCACCAUGCCAACUAUAUCAACAUGCUAACUCUAGCAACAUGCUAACUUGAAAAAUAUACACAUUUUAGCACCAUGCCAACUAUAUCAACAUGCUAACUUUAGCAACAUGCUAACUUGAAAAAUAUACACAUUUUAGCAACAUGCCAACUAUAUCAACAUGCUAACUCUAGCAACAUGCCAACUAUAUCAACAUGCUAACUCUAGCAAUAUGCUAACUCUGGCAACAUGUCAACUUUUGCAACAUGCUAACUUGAAAAAUAUACACAUUUUAGCAACAUGCCAACUAUAUCAACAUGCUAACUCUAGCAACAUGCUAACUCUGGCAACAUGUUAACUUUUGCAACAUGCUAACUUGAAAAAUAUACACAUUUUAGCAGCACGCUAAUUUAAGCAAUGUACCUACUUUAGCACCAUGCCAACUAUAUCAACAUGCUAAGUUUAGCAAGAUACCACCUUUUGCUACUUUUACGAAAUGUUAACGUAGGCAACAUGUUUACUUUAACAUGCUCAUUUUAGCAACAUGUUAACUUUAACACGCUAGCUUUAGCAACAUGUUAACAGAAGCAACAUGUUAACUUUAGCAAGAAGUUAACUUUAACAUCAUGCUAGCUGUAGCAACAUGUUCACUUUACCAACAUGCUAAUUUUAACAUGUUUACUUUAGCGUCACGCUGACUUAAACAACAUGCCAAAUUUUGCAACAUGCUAACUUUGGUCAAAUGUUUACUUGUUAUGGUAACUUUAAGAACAUGUUAACUCUGGCAACAUGCUUACAUUGUAGCAUCAUGCUAACUUUAGCAUACAGGACAACUUUAGCAACAUGUUAACUGGAGCAACAUACUUACUUAAGCAACAUGCUAACUUUAAUGUUUACUUGUUAUCGUCACUGUAACUUUGACAAAAUGCUAACUCUAACAACAUGCUUACAUUGUAGCAUCAUGCUAACUUUAGCAUACAUGACAACUUUAGCAACAUGUUAACUGGAGCAACAUGCUUACUUAAGCAACAUGCUAACUUUAAUGUUUACUUGUUAUCGUCACUGUAACUUUGACAAAAUGCUAACUCUAACAACAUGCUUACAUUGUAGCAUCAUGCUAACUUUAGCAUACAUGACAACUUUAGCAACAUGUUAACUGGAGCAACAUGCUAACUUUGAUAACAUGUUUACUUGUUAUCGUCACUGUAACUUUGACAAAAUGCUAACUCUAACAACAUGCUUACAUUGUAGCUUAAUGCUAACUUUGACAUGCAUGUUAACUUUAGCAACAUGCUAACUGAAGCAACAUGUUUAAUUUUGCAAAAUGUUUACUUUAGCAAGACGCUAACUUUAGCAACAUGCUAACUUUGGCAUCACGUUAAUUUUGGCGACAUGUUUACGUUUUAGCAUCAUGCUAACUUUAGCAACAUGCUAACUUUGACAUCACAUUAAUCUUGGCGACAUGUUUACGUUUUAGCAUCGUGCUAACUUUAGCAACAUGCUAACUUUGGCAUCACAUUAAUUUUGGCGACAUGUUUACGUUUUAGCAUCAUGCUAACUUUAGCAUACAUGACAACUUUAGCAACAUGUUAACUGGAGCAACAUGCUAACUUUGAUGACAUGUUUACUUGUUAUCAUCACUGUAACUUUGACAAAAUGCUAACUUUUAACAACAUGCUUACAUUGUAGCUUAAGUUUGACAUGCAUGUUAACUUUAGCAACAUGCUAACUGAAGCAACAUGUUUAAUUUUGCAAAAUGUUUACUUAAGCAAGACGCUAACUUUAGCAACAUGCUAACUUUGGCAUCACGUUAAUCUUGGCGACAUGUUUACGUUUUAGCAUCAUGCUAACUUUAGCAACAUGCUAACUUUGGCAUCACAUUAAUCUCGGCGACAUGUUUACGUUUUAGCAUCAUGCUGACUUUAGCAACAUGCUAACUUUGGCAUCACAUUGAUUUUGGCGACAUGUUUACAUUUUAACAUCAUGCUAACUUUAGCAACAUGCUAACUUUGGCAUCACAUUAAUUUUGGUGACAUGUUUACGUUUUAGCAUCAUGCUAACUUUAGCAACAUGCUAACUUUAGCAGCCAAAACUGUAAGAUUUGCUGUGUUUUGAUUUAAAAGUGAUGUCAUCUUUUCCUCGCCUUUGAAGGGCAAACUACAAAUAGAAGUCAGAGAGUAGCUCCGCCCCCUUUGGUUUUCUUCAGAGGACUAAGUUUGGAUGUAAAACUACUUCUUUGAAGACUAAUUUGGUUAAAACACUUUUUAAAUCUGCAUGAUCAGAGACUAUUUUCUUGUUUUCAUUCUGUACUUUUUUACAUUUGCUUGUCUGUGGGAGUCAAUAUUUACUCCUGACUUAGUACAGUCCAUCUUCAAGAUAGUCAAUAUUUACUCCUGACUUAGUACAGUCCAUCUUCAAGAUAGUCAAUAUUACUCCUGACUUAGUACAGUCCAUCUUCAAGAUAGUCAAUAUUACUCCUGACUUAGUACAGUCCAUCUUCAAGAUAGUCAAUAUUACUCCUGACUUAGUACAGUCCAUCUUCAAGAUAGUCAAUAUUACUCCUGACUUAGUACAGUCCAUCUUCAAGAUAGUCAAUAUUACUCCUGACUUAGUACAGUCCCUCUUCAAGAUAGUCAAUAUUACUCCUGACUUAGUACAGUCCCUCUUCAAGAUAGUCAAUAUUACUCCUGACUUAGUACAGUCCCUCUUCAAGAUAGUCAAUAUUACUCCUGACUUAGUACAGUCCAACACGUGACUAAUCCUUUUAUUUGUGUUGUUGACUUUUUAUUUCUUGUAAUAUUUGUCCUGCUAUGUUGUACAAGCUCUGAUAGUCAUGUGAUCAUGUUCAAUUAAAUGAUUCUAUGCUUUGGAAA
Molecule: messenger RNA, 6133 nt
Organism: Entelurus aequoreus (snake pipefish)
Lineage: Eukaryota; Metazoa; Chordata; Actinopteri; Syngnathiformes; Syngnathidae
Product: 5'-3' exoribonuclease 1-like
Exons: 25
Coding region: 42-3218 (1058 amino acids)
Source: RefSeq, a predicted model, not a curated record